CAUGUAAAACACACUCACACACGUGCGAACAUCUGAUGUAUCACCACACAUUCGCUGUCUCCUUUUCUCUGUCCUAUUAAAUUUUUUUUUAAUUAAACUCUUUUGACGAGAAUUGAUUCGUCGAAGACGCAGAUGACAAAACAAAUCGGAUCAGUGCGAAUACAAAUUGCUUCUUCUGUGAAUCACCUAGCGCAAACAGAAAGGCGUAUAGACUAUAAGCACAAUGUAACGAUGCGUCGUAUUAUAUACGCGCUCGUACAUACGAAGACGGUGUGUAAUGUAUGUAAUGUGUGUGUGUGUGUGUACGUACGUACGUACGUGUAUACAUAUAUACAAAAGCGGAACUAGUAACUGUUCGCGAUCCUACGCACUCCAUAAAUUGAAUCGGCGGUAAUCAAAUAAGGCGGAGGAGCGGCUGAUCGGAGCGCGCCGGACACUCGCGCACUCGCCUGUCGGUAGGCUACUUCCAAUUACAAGGAACACGACGAAGGCCUUCUUCUUUUCUUCUUACGUGACCGCAUCGUCGCUCUGCAAUUAGAUACGGUCGCGUCUUUUCGCCACAGUGCCGUCCUGCUGUGCAUUGUGCGCUCCGUUCCUUUCGGCCGUUCGUGACCGUCUCGCUGUGGCCGUCGUCAUCGCGCGACAACAACACGUCGAGUCGGUGCGCUCUCUUUGUAAGAAUCUUUGUGAAGAAUUUCCCAUACGUCGACGUGAGAAUGAUUGUUUUCACGUAUUAUCAUCGACGCGACUGACAACGAGAAAUCGGAUCUCCGAAACAUUUGUAAUCGGGGCUUCUCUUUUCGUUCUUCGAAAAACCGGAUAAGAACGGAGCGCUGGACGAGGAUGUUACUUUCCUGAUACGGUCACGGAGCUGCGUCGGUGGAUCGUCCGUUACAGUCUCGAGCGAGAGCAAGCGAAACGGAGAGCAAGAGAAAAACGAAGACAGAAGUACAGGACGCAUUUCGAAAGCGACUGUCAGUGAUUGUCGGCGAGACACCUUUCCAGAAAUAAUGCCACGAUGUCACACUAUAGUAGAAAUACCUGCAAUCAGAGGACUGCGGUGAUUGAUCAUGAGAAACAAUUUCAAGAGGACUUGGAACGGGCUCAGGCUCUCAGCUUGGAAAGUUUGGCUCUAGAAAAAUUUAGAUUGCAAAAAUUACAAUCUGAAUUUAGCACUGUGCAGCAAGUUGCGCAGAACAAUGUGUGCAAUACAAACAGCGCGGCAUCAGAAACAAAUGGAUCCCAGGGAGAAAGAUUUCAAGGCAGAAGUCGACCAAGACCAGGAUGUAUUAACACAAAUCAAAAGAACAACAUAAUAUUGGCGCCACCGCCUCCAAUACCAUGUAGAAGAAACUCCACAACUACCGCAGCAACUCGAGAUUCUUCUACUGAUCUAAUAAAUUUCACAAGUCCCGUGAAGCAAGAUGAUCUUGUGGAAUAUUGUUCAGCUCCACCUCCACCACCUCCAAAAGCACCGGUAGAACCUAAAUGGGACACCCAUCCGUCUCUAAUGAAGAAACAGCCAAGAGUGUCUCGAAGCAAUAGCUCAGUAGGUGCGUCGUAUCAUUCCAGGGAUUUCAGAUAUCAUUCUCUUUCGCCAGGUCCACGAGCCUCCACCGCACCAUGUACACCAGGAACACCGAAAAUUAGUCCUGUUAUGUCAAGAGCUAGUAGUGUUAGCAACAAUGUACCUGAUAUUGCACCACAGAUUCCUCCCUUGCCUAUGAACUAUAGACCGACCGUUGCACCUGCCGUGAGUGGUCCGUCAAUAUCGUCAUUCUGCAUGGAUGACGAACAACUGAAUAUACUGAAAGUGAUGGAAAAAAAACCAAAUAGCAAUCUUAUAGAUUUGAAUAGCUCCGAUCAAGUGGAUGACAAAACGAAUGUUCGCGUUAGCGUAUUGGAAGCGUUUGAUCCACUGCUUAUCAAGACUGGAAGCGAUUCCACGCAAGAACAAAAAAAUGAUACGCAAUCGCAAGUUAGCGGCAGUGUAUACGAUCCGUUCGAUCCGUUUGAUUACAUGUACAGCACAAAUGAAAGCGUUAAUUCCGAUCCGGUUUAUGCUGCUGUGGAAAAGUCGGCGAAGUCGCCAGCUGUGUCACCAGCCGCACCACCUCCGCUGCCUCCGCGAAAUUCAUCCGCAUGGAAUACCAUAGAAAGACGAAAGACCUCUUUAGAUCGCCGACAAAAACGACAAACACGGUUGUAUGAAAAUGUAACAGUCAAAAAAACUAGAUCGUCGUUGCACGACUGUGAUCUGAAGGCAUUUCACGAAAUGAUCAAGUCCAUACGACACGAAUUUCCAUUCAAUAAUCCCAAUACGAAUAUCGGAUACGUUGUCAGUCCGAUGAUGGAGAAUUUGUAUCCCGACGGCACAAGUAUAAAAUUAGUAGUUUAUCCGCAAUUACCUAACGACAAAGAUGUUCCUUCUAUUUCUUUCACUUGCAACGUGAAUUGUAGCGUCGAGCACGUUAUCUUGAACGUUGCCUGUUCUCUAGAGGAUGAAGAUACGGUGAACGUAGAAAAAUAUUGUUUGAGAGUGUGGGGACUUGCUGAAUAUCUUGCGCCUAACACAACCUUGGCACAGUACGAAUACGUACAUCAGUGCAUUAAGUUAGAGAAGGACAUCGAAUUAGCUAUAAUAAACAGAGCACAAAUUAAACAAUCCAUUUCUCGAACACUGCAAGAUGAUAAUCGCGAUCAGUGUUUAAGAUUGGAGGAUAUCUUACCGAACGAACCCGCACAUCCUAUUUCGUACGACACCUUACUCAUUUUACUAGAAACCGUUGAAAAAGAAAUGGAACGCGUGGAGAGCGCAGCGCAACAAUUGGCCACUACAAAUCAGGGUUCUGUUCUGCUACCUCAGCUUCAGCCGCACGGCGUGGUACAGGCAGUGAAAGCGGUGUGUGCCUUAAUGGGAAGCAUCGAGACCUUCGAGAUCACGGAAGCCAUCGACAACUUCGUGAACGCUUGUUGCAAGUUUCUGCCGCAAGCUCACACAACCAACAUAGAGUGCAAAAAACCCGAGAUCAUACACGAGGACGGCGAUUACGCCGUGGUCACUCUGAGAAAGAAGUUUCCCGACGUGAUCUCUUCUCAUUGCAACAAAAUCCGCGACGCUAUUCAGGAACUCGUCGAGAUGUACUGCCACGCGUUCAGAGUCGACUUCCAACUGAGCAGCAAAGGAGAAUUUUCGACAAAUACGCUAAUAUCGUCAGAAGUAAUCGACACUAUUUUGGUACGCGUUGGAUCUCUGCACAGACUACCGACAAUGUGGAAGCACGACGAUUACAUAGUGGCAGCUCAAAUCUUUCACGGUACCAGACCGGUGGGACACACAGUCGUCUCGGAACCCAUGACAGUGAGCUCGAACCUUUAUCCGAGAAUUCUCUUCAAUUCGUGGUUGGAAUUUCACGGAACAAGUGUGUGUCAAUUGCCGAGAGAAGCCAGACUUGUGUUAGUUCUUUACGGUCGUACCUUGCAACCAGCCGAGCACGAAUCAAACUCGUCCUCAGAGAACGCGAUGCAAAAAGAAGAACUCGGAUGGGGAGCUAUACAGUUCUUCAAUUACGAUGGCGUUAUGAGCCAAGGCAGUUUUUUUCUGUCUCUUUGGCCGGCCAUCGCAGACAAAAGAUUAGGUCCGGCGCCGGCGCCUGGAAUUCAUCCGCGCGGUGACACUCAUCCUAUCAUAGGAUUAGAAUUACCUGAUUAUGGUGGAAAGGUGUUGUUUCCCACCGAGUCUCGGGAUUACGAUAUGGAAUUGCGAGACUACGACAUGGACUCGCUGGACUUCAGUUCCUUAGAUCAAUAUACGCAAGAAUUGUUAAUAGACAUUACGCAGCAAGACACGUUCUCGAGACCGCCCAUCGAGGAGAGAGAAAUUUUGUGGGAGAAAAGGCACUACUUGCACGACAGGCCUGAAGCUUUACCUAAAGUAUUAUUAGCUGCUCACAGUUGGGACUGGGCGUGUUUACCGGAUUUACACGCGUCGCUCAGAGUUUGGUGUCCCCUGCCUCCGGUACAAGCUCUGCAAUUACUCUUGCCAUGUUUCCCGGACAUGAAAGUCAGAGAGAAAGCAGUCGAGUGGAUUCGCGAGCUCAGUAAUGACGAACUUAUCGAUUAUUUGCCGCAACUUCUACAAGCGAUGAAACAUGAGACGUACGAAGCUUCACCUCUGACUCGUUUCCUACUAGAGCGUGCCUUACUUUCACCGAGAGUGGCCCAUCAUAUUUACUGGCUGUUGACUCAAGCGCUGCCGGGACAGAGUCCCCAGGUACAGAAUUCUUCGGAAAUUGCCGCGGAAGAUGACAAAGCUAUCAGCUGUGCUCGUUAUCAUCGAAGAUUACAAUUAAUGCUAAGAGCAUUGUUGGCAGUGAUUGGAGACGCGUUGAGAAAAAGUUUCCUCACUCAACAAUUGCUAGUUAAAAAUCUGCACGAGGUGGCCGAAAGUGUCAAAGUCACGAAAGAAUCGUUACGGAUGGAAACCCUCAAAAGUGCUUUACAAAAUAUACACUGCCAGCUGAUGGAGGACAACGGUACGUGUCUGCCGUUGUCUCCCAGUAAACUGGUGUUCGGCAUCAAUGUACAAACUUGUUCUUACUUCCCGUCGUUCACUCUCCCGUUGAAAAUUAACUUCAUCAGCUGCGACAACGUUAUAUGUCCGGCGAUCUUCAAGGUUGGUGAUGACUUGCAGCAGGAUAUGUUGACUCUUCAAAUGGUACGCAUUAUGGACAAACUCUGGUUGAAGGAAGGUCUUGACUUAAAAAUGGUUACCUUCGCCUGUGUGCCAACCGGACACAAACGCGGAAUGAUAGAAAUGGUCACGAACGCCGAGACGUUGCGAAAGAUCCAAGUCGAGUUUGGACUGACCGGGUCAUUUAAAGACCGACCGAUCGCAGAAUGGUUGCAGAAGCACAAUCCGUCGGAGCUUGAGUACGAGAGAGCGGUUGAAAAUUUCACCGCGUCUUGCGCCGGUUACAGCGUAGCCACUUACAUCCUAGGUAUUUGUGACAGGCACAACGAUAACAUUAUGUUGAAAACAUCCGGUCAUUUGUUUCAUAUCGACUUCGGAAAAUUCCUGGGUGACGCACAAAUGUUUGGAAACUUUAAGAGGGACAGAACGCCAUUUGUCUUGACGUCGGAUAUGGCGUAUGUUAUAAACGGUGGAGAUAAACCAUCGGCGAAGUUUCACUAUUUCGUGGAUUUGUGCUGCCAAGCGUUUAACAUAGUGCGAAAACAUGGAAAUCUCAUUCUUCAUCUGUUUGGAUUGAUGACCUCGUCCGGUAUUCCUGGAGUGACCAUGGACGCGGUCAGUUACGUACAGAAGGCUCUGCUUCCCGGACAAACGAAUCCCGAAGCGGCGGCUACCUUCGCCCGCAUGAUCGAAAGCUCGCUGAAGAGUUGGUUCACGCAGUUCAAUUUCUUUCUGCACAAUCUGGCGCAGCUCAGAUUUUCCGGGGACCACAGCGACGGGGAACUGUUGUCCUUCAUUCCGCGCACAUACACAAUGCAACAGGAAGGUCAGUUAACGAGCGUGCAGGUUUACGGAUAUCAAAAGCGUUACGAUCCGGAAAAGUAUUACAUGUACAUCUUACGGGUGCAGCGAAAAGGCCAAGCGGAUCCGACGUAUCUGUUCCGAACUUACAAAGAGUUUUGCGAGUUCUAUCAGAAAUUGUGCAUACUCUUCCCACUCGCUAAAGUAGCCAGUUUACCGAGCGGCAUAAGCGUGGGACGCUCCAACAUCAAACAGGUGGCCGAUAAACGGCGCUCGGACAUAGAGAAGUUCCUUGUGAGUCUGUUUAAGAUGGCAUCGGAGAUAUCCCAGAGCGAUCUCGUGUACACUUUCUUCCAUCCGCUGUUACGCGAUCAGCAAAAUCCCGAUAUUCAUCUACGUAAAGUCAAAGUUGGAAAUAAUUGGUGGGCCGAGAAAAGAGUCAGAGAGAACGUACAGAGUGGUCAGAUCAAGUUGUCUCUUCAUUAUACCCGCGGCACUCUGUCUGUCAUGGUUUGUCACGCCCGAGCACUGCCUAAGGUGGCCAACGCUCAAGAGCCUAAUACAUACGUGAAGGUGUAUCUCAAACCUGACCCCACAAAGGCAACAAAACGGAAGACAAAAGUGAUAAAGAAGAAUUGUCAUCCGUCAUUCAUGGAGAUGUUGGAGUACAGAAUGCCGUUGGAAGUUAUCAAAGAGAGAACGCUCGAAGCGACAAUAUGGAAUCACGAUACCUUACAGGAGAAUGAAUUUCUAGGUGGUAUAAGUUUACCGCUCGGACGGCUCGACUUGACGAACGAAACCAGCGAAUGGUUCCCAUUAGGUAGUGUACGGUAAAACGAUUAACAAAGACUGCCUUGAAACAUAAAGUCUCUCAAUGCUCAUAGAUAUAUUACUAAGAUACAUAGGGAACGUAAUGCUAGCGCACAAUAUCAAAGCUUCUUCAUUCUGCACAAUUCAAGUGCAAUAAUUAUCGCUUGUUCUCUCUCACGGCAUAUAAAAGUCUAAUAUUUUAUUUAUAUAGUUUUUAUGCAUCUCUAGUAGUUCAAUUUUUUUUUCUUUUUUUCUACGAAUUUCAAUAUAUGAUAAGCACUUAAACCUAUUGUGAUAUCAAACGAAAUAAAAGUACAUGUAGAAAGAGAGUCAACUUCAGCAGAAAUAGAUAAAGAGAUUAACGGUAUACACGAUUAUCUAAAAAAAAAAAAAAAAAAAAGACGCCUAUGUACAGCAAUCUGCAUAACGGUAAAUAGUAGAAAAAAGAUACGCAAAUAUGCUACAAAAUUUUUAAAUUAUAUACAUAUAUUUGUGUAUAUUUUUUAACAGUGUUAAAAUAUUGAAAAAAUUUCAACACACAACUUCGAUGGAUUUAUAAAUUGGAAGUUAACUCUUUUAUAUAAAUUUUGUACACUUUAUAAUUUAUUUAUAUCACACGUUUUAUCGUCUAUUGACCACAAAAAUUGUAUAUAUAGAUUGAAUGUAUUUUAUAAUCAUAUGUAUAUGUGCGCGGUAAAAACGAAAUUUAUUUUUAAUCGACCGUCUCACUCUCAUCUAUAGAGCAAUUUCUGAUUCGAAAACAGAACUGUGCAGUUUCUUAUCAUAUAUAUAUAUAUCUACUUACAAAAAAAAAAAAAAAAA
Molecule: messenger RNA, 7126 nt
Organism: Pseudomyrmex gracilis
Lineage: Eukaryota; Metazoa; Arthropoda; Insecta; Hymenoptera; Formicidae
Gene: Pi3K68D
Product: phosphatidylinositol 4-phosphate 3-kinase C2 domain-containing subunit beta
Exons: 25
Coding region: 1019-6328 (1769 amino acids)
Biological process (GO): phosphatidylinositol 3-kinase/protein kinase B signal transduction; phosphatidylinositol-3-phosphate biosynthetic process; phosphatidylinositol-mediated signaling
Cellular component (GO): phosphatidylinositol 3-kinase complex; cytoplasm; plasma membrane
Molecular function (GO): phosphatidylinositol binding; 1-phosphatidylinositol-4-phosphate 3-kinase activity; 1-phosphatidylinositol-3-kinase activity
Source: RefSeq, a predicted model, not a curated record